CUUUGCUCCAAUGUCCCGGAUGGAAACUCCUUUCCAUAGUGCACUUAAAGACCGGGAAGUUGAUGGUCUUUUUCAAUGACAAUAGUACCCACCAAGACCAACUAUACCAUUUAAUACUACUGCCUCUUCGUUUUCAAAAAAAAAAAAAUACUACCGCCUCUUCGUCUUCGACAUCCACAAGACCAACCCAUCCUCUUCUCCUUAAUGAUCAGGUCUUCAUAAAGUUCUUCCAAUUUGACCAUAAUAAUCCUCAAGAGGAAGUUAUACAAGUAGAUAAUCUGGACAAACCAUUGCACUGCCUCCUCGGUGAAUCUCCCUAGAGAAAACUAAAUAGAACCAUAUGAAGAUCUCUUAUGACAUCCACCUCCUUGGUGUGUAUUUUGUUCAUGGCUUUGGUGGGUCCGGGAAAACAUUCUUAUGGAAUACACUAGCAGCAUUUGUGAGGAGUAGAUGAGAAGUUUUACUUACAGUUGCUUCAAGUGGCAUCGCGUCAUUAUAGCUUCCUCGUGGUAGAACCUCUCAUUCCAGGUUUUCGAUCCCUCUGAAUAUAGUUGAAAAUUCAACAUGUAAUAUUAAGCGAGGGAGUUCGAAAUCAAGGUUAUUAAUAGCUACAAAAUUGAUCAUCUGGGAUGAAGCGCCAAUGACUCACAAAUAUUGUUUUGAAGCUCUUGACAAGACGUUAAGAGAUAUUUGCUCAGUGGUAAAUCCAAAGAAUGAAGAACUGCCCUUUGGUGGAAAGAUCGUUGUUCUUGGAGGAGAUUUUAGACAGACACUACCAGUAAUCCCUAAGGGCACGCGCGAGGAAAUUGUCAUGGCUGCAAUAAAUUCAUCAUACUUAACGGAUUUUGUUCAAGUCAUGCGUCUGACAAUAAAUAUGAGGUUGCUGCAGAAAAGCAACAUUAUUGAUAAGCAAGAACUUGAACGAUUUGCUAAGUGGAUAUUACAAAUUGGCGAGGGCACUAUCGGCAGAGAAUCUGACAGAGGCAUUGAAGUUGAAAUACCCCAUGAUUUGUUGAUCCACUCGAAUGGGGAUCACUUUAAAGCCAUUGUUGACAGUACUUAUCCAGACUUGCACAACAAUAUAUCAAAUUUUGACUACUUGGACAAGAGGGCGAUCCUGGCACCUACUUUGGAAAUAGUAGAGGGUAUAAACAACUAUAUCCUUUCAAUGCUACCCGGACAAGAAGUCAAGUAUUUUAGCUAUGAUAGUAUUUGUCCUACUGCAGCAAGUACUUCCAGUUAUGAUGACAUAUAUCCUCAAGAGUAUUUAAAUAGUAUUUCAAUAUCUGGAUUGCCAAAUCAUGCGCCAAGCCUCAAAAUCGGUGUCCCUGUAAUGUUAUUGCGCAACAUCGAUCAAUCAGCAGGUUUAUGCAAUGGAACACGAGCUGUGAUAACACAAUUGGGGAAACGAGUCUUGGAAGCCAAAGUCCUCACUGGACCUAGCAAAGGGAAUAAAAUUCUGAUUCCAAGAAUGAAUCUAUGCCCAACAGAUACAACAUUGCACAUAAAGCUUCAGAGGAAACAAUUCCCAGUUUUAGUAUGCUUUGCUAUGAC
This is a messenger RNA of Cuscuta epithymum, 1554 nucleotides long. NCBI's taxonomy places the organism in Eukaryota, Viridiplantae, Streptophyta, Magnoliopsida, Solanales, Convolvulaceae. The record is from the annotation of a GenBank genome assembly.